AUGCCGAAAGCGACGAAGAAAAAGAAGGAGAAAGCGGCCGACUUUCACAAAGCGAAACUGAAGCUAGGGAAGGGCAAGCAGCAGCCGUCAAAUGUGAUAGACACCUCCUUCAAGGCACGCUCCAUCAAUCUACCGAAUCAGAGUAUCGCCUCUGACCGAGACGCUGGUCCAAGCACCAAGCGUAAACUGACCUUCGACGACCUGAUCAUUCAUCUGAAGCACUACAACCCCGGAACCCGUAAAGAUGCAUUGCACGGUCUUCGGGAGCUAUUCACGGACCAUCCGGAGCUCCUCCCGCCCCAUUUAACCGCCCUCGUGAAUGCUUGUGUCCGCGUUAUUGCAGACGAUGACGCUAGUGUUCGCAAAACGUUGUUAAGCUUUCUAUCAUGGCUAUUAUCCCAGCCGCAACUAUCACGGGAGACCCUAGCUCCGCACACACCGCUCUUACUGCUGUUCACCACAUCCGCUCAGACGCACAUUUUUCCGGAUAUCAGGAUAGAUGCUGUCAAACUUCUCGACGUCCUCAUGGAGGCGGUUCCAGAAAUGGUGGUGGCAGGCUGGGAUGAUGGCGCGCGAAACUCCGCCCUCCUCAAUCAGGCGAUGAAGGGCAAAAGCAAGGACAAGAUAACGAUCAGCAGCUCCAGUGAUAGCGCGAGCCAUGGUAGCCGAGUGUUGGAAGGAUACCUCGGUAUUCUGAAUGGUGGCACAAAGUUUGGCGAGAGCAACGAGUCUGGCCCGCCACAAGCGACUUCGACUGCAAGCGUUGUGUUGUCCACUGUGUCGAAAGCGAUCAUCUUGAAAUCUCUCGCGAAGUUUUUGCAUAUUGCAAUCACGUCAUCUCACUCCACCGUGAAGACGGCUUCGCCGGAGUCCAAUACAAUCUCAACAUGGUACAUAGCUUCUGCCUUCGAUUCUCUGCACGAGUUCCAGGCAUUCGAUUCUUUGCUUCGUCCUUCUAUCGAGUCCCGGUCGAUUGGCCAUCCGCGGUUAUGCCAUUGGAAGACGGAAAUCAGUCCGGAAAAUGACGAGGACUGGAUGGAACAGUUUAACCUGGCGCUCGCUUCCCAUGUAUCUCAAUGCAGAUUGGCAGACCUAUCGAAUGUCGAUCUGCAGGAGGAGGUAGCUGGUGCCAAUCCUGGUGCAAGCGAGACUUGUGACCCUCGGUCGUCCUACCUGCAGCGUAUUGCCCAUUCACUACAACCCCUGCUGGUGGCCACGUUCCUCGAUUCUGCUCCCACGGUCUUUUCACCAAGUUCGGCCCCUUCUGAGACGGAACUGCAGCUCGUCCUCUCUGUGGCGCAGAUUGUGAGAAGCAUUCAUGGAGGCCUCCUGCGCGGAAGAUCACAGGCGCGUUGUCCUCAGUAUAGCGGUCUCAUUUCCACUCUCGAUAACCUUCGGACAUUGCUGGGGUAUUUUUCGCCAUACUUCCCCUUCGUUCCUAAUGGAAAUAAACGGGAUGUCAAGGCGUUCCAAGACCUGAAUCUGAUAUACUGCGAGCUUACAUCUCUGGUGAUCAUGGCUAGCCGGUCCCACUCGACAGCCGGACCAGCCGCGCGUAAAAAGGCGGGGCGUCAGGCUGGGCAGUCCCUUAUGAUAUCUGAAGUUCAGGUUGCUGCCGUCCGCGCGUAUAUCUUCCGACUUCUGCGAGGCGAGGGUAACUCGUCCGGUGUCGGUCGAUCAUUGUCAUCUGCGGCUUAUACGGUACUUCUUCCGACCAUCUGGUGCUUAAUGGACGCGGGGCGUGACACAGAGGACACAAACGAAGUCCUGCAGGUAGUUGUAGAACACGCUAUCCGCACCUCAAGCACUGCGCAGGUCAAGAGGUAUUCAGUGGAGUUCCUCGGUCGUCUCGUCCUGCUCAGCACGCAGCGAUCGUAUAGGGGCGGCGUGCAUGGUUUACACCACCCCAAAAUCGAGGAAUGGAUCUUGCAUUUGCCGAAGACCCUCUGGGAGCUCGGAACGAGUAACGGCGAAGCCACCGAGGCCAUACUACGCGUCUUGCUCCGUUUGAGCCAAAGGCGCACCGGCGCUGCCUUAGAAGAGAUGGCGUCGGCCUUGCGUUUACGUCUCGUCCCGUAUUUCUCUUUCGUUCAUCCCACAAAGGGGAGAUUACCAGGACCCUUUUGCCGGCUGCCGUCUAGCGCAUUGCGACGCCUUGCGUUGGAUCUGGUUGCGACGUUGACGCCUCGUGGGACAAGCGCUGACGACCUGCCGGCUGCCGUCGAUCUGGCGGUAGCAGGCUCAGGAGAACAGGAGUACUGGGCGAAUCUGCGCCCCCUAUAG
Molecule: messenger RNA, 2283 nt
Organism: Punctularia strigosozonata HHB-11173 SS5
Lineage: Eukaryota; Fungi; Basidiomycota; Agaricomycetes; Corticiales; Punctulariaceae
Exons: 10
Coding region: 1-2283 (760 amino acids)
Biological process (GO): rRNA processing
Cellular component (GO): nucleus
Source: RefSeq, a predicted model, not a curated record